AUGACAUCUGCUGUCAAUAUCCUAUUGGAUGCUAUCUACAUCGUCGUAACCUACGUUCUCCCGCUCAUACUCACAUUCCAUACUACGUAUGAGUCCAAUGAAUUGAGCAGGCACAUCGCGAAGGGCUACAGCGACAUGGAAGCGCUACAGUUCAAGGGUUCACAGGUGAUUAAAUCGGAGGACUACCUUCGCCAGUUGGAGGAGGUUAUGCAUAUAAAUCUCAAAAUAUGCGCAUUGUCUUUGUCGAAGUGCAUGAUGCGGACGCAAAUAUCGAUAUACUGGUGCGUUUAUUGGCUCUCAGUCACGGUCUUGGAGCAGUUUCUGUAUCCUUGCCUCCGACGCAAGAUGCUGUAUGCAAGCAUAAAUAUAAAUGCAGCCAGUUGGAGGACGAUACAAACGAUGGUGACGUUGGCACUUCUAAUACACACGUACGAGCACCCGGUAGAGCGGGGGAAACCAUUGCGCGAGCGCAACAAGGACCGGUUCUGGAGUAUCCAGUCGAUGCUAAUGAAAGUACAUGACUGCUGUCUCAAUUGGGUGUCCGCGGCACUCGACAGAGCCAACGUGAGCUGCACACCUGCGCAGAUCUCGGCCUUGGUUGAAAAGGGGAACAGGAUUCUCGCCGUUGAACAACACAAGUACUUUGACCGCGGCCUUGCCUUGGAGGCUCUGACAAAACCUCACACAGGCGAGAAAACCGUGCUUGUCAUGGACACACAGAUGUCCUACGACAUAGUCAGCACCUCCGAAUGCAAUUCUAUCCUAUCUGCGUCAUCGGCGUCCAGUUACUCCAGCGCGGCUGUGGAUCACACACGCCAUGGACGAGGGAGAACCAACACAACACAACCGACUUUCUCUAAGUAG
Molecule: messenger RNA, 864 nt
Organism: Eremothecium gossypii ATCC 10895
Lineage: Eukaryota; Fungi; Ascomycota; Saccharomycetes; Saccharomycetales; Saccharomycetaceae
Product: ABL087Wp
Exons: 1
Coding region: 1-864 (287 amino acids)
Source: RefSeq, marked provisional